Molecule: messenger RNA, 2083 nt
Organism: Cajanus cajan (pigeon pea)
Lineage: Eukaryota; Viridiplantae; Streptophyta; Magnoliopsida; Fabales; Fabaceae
Product: casein kinase 1-like protein 3
Biological process (GO): protein phosphorylation
Molecular function (GO): protein kinase activity; ATP binding
Source: RefSeq, a predicted model, not a curated record
GUAAUGUAUUAUCUUCUCGCUCCCCCAUUUCUCUUCAAAUAUACUUCAAACCAAUGCACACCAACUUGAGUUCUCACACCAAAACAAAGCUCGUUUUUUGCUUCCCCUCUGCGCGAACCUCUAAAGCUUCGUCGUUUCGUCUUUCGGAACGUCGUAUAGCUAUCGCCAUUGAGAUUUUUCGCACUGUCGUUUCAUUCCUUCGGUUUUAAUGGAGAGGGUCCUCGGAGGGAAGUAUAAAAUCGGGAAAAAAAUUGGGAGCGGAUCAUUCGGUGAAAUUUACAUUGGGGCACAUAUCGAGACUUCUGAACUUGUGGCCAUCAAGAUGGAGAGCAGGAAAACCAAUCAGCCACAGCUACUGUAUGAGUCCAAGUUAUAUAGUAUGCUUCAAGGAGGAAGUGGUAUUCCAAGAAUGAAAUGGUGUGGUACUGAUGGAGACAAUAAUGUUCUUAUUAUUGAACUUCUUGGACCGAGUCUUGAAGACCUCUUUUUCUUCUGUGGGAAUAAAUUUUCACUCAAAACAGUGUUGAUGUUGGCUGAUCAGAUGCUUGCAAGGAUAGAGUAUUUGCACUCCAAAGGAUUUUUGCAUAGAGACAUAAAACCGGAUAACUUCCUUAUGGGUCUUGGGAAGAAAGCAAAUCAGGUUUAUAUGAUUGAUUUUGGACUAGCAAAAGGAUAUAAGGACCCUAUCACAAAUAAGCAUAUCCCUUACAGGUUAUUGCUGCUGAAUGUUUGCUUUUACCUUGAUAACUUAUCCAGAGAGAACAAGGGCUUAACAGGGACUGCACGUUAUGCAAGUUACAAUACUCACUCAGGAAUUGAGCAAAGCCGACGAGAUGAUUUGGAGUCUCUUGGGUAUGUUUUAAUGUACUUUUUAAGAGGAAGCCUUCCUUGGCAGGGUCUGCAAGCUGUCAACAAAAAGCAAAAAUAUGACAAAAUUUGCAAAAAGAAGUUAUCAACUCCCAUUGAGAUACUUUGCAAGUCAUAUCCUGUGGAAUUUGCCUCUUACUUUCACUAUUGCCGCUCUUUGACAUUUGAUCAACGGCCAGAUUAUGGACUUUUGAGACGCCUAUUUCGUAAUUUGUUCACCCGUGCAGGAUACGAUUCCGACUAUUUAUUUGACUGGACCAUUCUAAAAUAUCAGCAGAUGCAACAGCAGAAGACACAGAGUCAAUCUCCUGCACCACAUGCUGUGCUUACUUGUCUUGAACCAUUGGAUGAGGAUAAUCAUAAAGGAGUCAAUGAUUCCACUCAAAUUGCUGUGGCAACACCAUCAAUCAAUGUUGAUCAUCCACGUGUUUGUAACACAGCGUCUAAUGUUCAGAAUCUUAAUGCAAAGAUUCCAACAGAGAAACAUACUGUGAACAAUGGUUCAUCUAUGUCAACUCUCAUGCCCAGAGUCUCCACAGAAAAUGUCUCAAAACAAGUGAGGAAUGCAGGAACAUCAAAUGUGGGUCACGGAUUUGGGAACAAAUCUGGUGCCUCAGGAGGCUUUGUUCCUUCACUGCGCCGAGUUUCAUCAACCAAACGAUAGACAUGGAUUUUGAAGGUGUCACUUACACGUGUUUCUAAUUGUGGCAAAAGUCAUGGCAAUGGCACUCACUUCACCAGAGAACACUUGAUUGAUAUGCUUAUGCCAUGCCAACUUUCCUGAGUAUGACAGAAUCCUACCAGAUGCAUUGUUGGACAGAUCAUGAGGUAAAUGCCCUCAUUCAAGAUUUUGGGAAGAGGGAAAGUAAGUGUCUUGAGAUAAUUGAAGAGCAAGUUAUGAUGGUAGCUGUUGAUUGGUGUCAUGACACACAUGGCUUCAAAGAGGAAAUGUGGCCAUUGGCGGGGGUUCAACUCAACUGUCUCCAACCACAUUUCCCCAUUUGAAAAUUAACAUUAUGCUAAAAAUUAAAAUACUAACAACUAACCACCAAUUAAUUGGGGGAUGUGACAAUUUUUUAUUUUCUUUGAAGCAUUUUCUACAGGCAAAUUCGGUUCCCUAUGGCUAUGACUAUGCACAGUUCAAUUUGUUGGUAUACAAAUAAAAUAACAUUUAAUCCCUACCCCCAUAAAAUAAAUUGUUUUAAAAUCAAUCCAA